AUGUCGGGUCGGAACGCGCCUCGCUCGAAGAAUGGCUGCAGCACCUGCCGCCGUCGCAAAGUGAAAUGUGGUGAGGAGCGUCCGGUGUGCAAGCGAUGCUUUAAUUUGCGUCUGACAUGCGAGUGGGGGAUUCCUGUUAAACGAGGAGGGAAAGCCGGGGAGAAUGCGCCCGUCCGUCAUCUGCAGCCCCGGUGGCCGCCGCCCACCCGCAGCGACCCGAUCACCACCACCACAACCACCGCUAAUGUCGCUCCUACGACUACCGCGAUUACCCCUAGCUCUCCUACGCUAAUUACUGCGUCAACUACUGCGCCUGUUACUCCUAUUGGGGCAACAGUUGGCAUACUUAAUGCCCACUAUGCCAACACCUUGGCGUCCUUGUGGCCUCCGGCCCCCGGAUGUGCCCCGGAUUUCUCCCCGGCUUCCCCGGACGGCUUCCUCCCCACGAGUUGGCCGGUAUAUCACCCAGCCUAUACUCAGACGCCCCCCCUCUAUCCUUCGUUGUCGGGCACUGAUUUUCCCUGCUCCAACGCGUUGGUACUAACCGAACAUGAUCGGAAAUACUUCCAGUACUUCCCCUCCUCUUCCGUCGUCUUCUACUAUAUGAAGAACUGGCAGUGGAGCAGCUUCUGCUACCUCUACCAGGGACCUGCGCGCGUCAGCAGAGUGAUUAUGCGCAUGAUUCUGGCGCUAUCGGCGAGUGAUAUGUACCGCAAUGGUCUGGUUGUGCGCUCUCCAGGACGUCCCACGGCGGAAGACCACGGACGCUUCCACUAUGGCAUGGCCGUAAAGGAGUUUCGGCAGAUGUUGGAGACCCCCAAACCUCAGGUUUCACUUGCUGAGAUGGAAAUGAUCUUCGCGACAAUGUUCCUCAUGGUCGCCUACGAAUGGCAGUUCGGUCAUUGUCUGCGUCAUCUACAGCUGCAUCUUCAAGGAGUACGAUCCCUGCUCGAAACACACCCAGAACUGUUUGAGUCCAAGGACUUCGACGAGGUGAUGCUGUCAAUGGAUGCAGAUCCCCCAGUUGGGGACGUAUCUUCUCGUGUGUCGUUCAUACCCGAACAAUUUCUUCUGUGGAUCAUAUAUGUCGACAUCAACCGGCGAGUUCUCGCGACAACAAAUGAUUCACUGACAGAUUACGUGCUCAACUCUAACAAACCAGCUUUACACCCGGACCAACUUCACCGAAGCGCACGUCUUUGGAGUCGUUGCUUUUGGGGCAAGCAGUACCCCGACCAGGAAAUCGCCGAUGAUAUGGAAAACUACCGGGGCUUAGAGCUGAUACACACUGGCUUCAUACUGUGGCACAAGGCCUGGAAAUGUCUAGGCGAUCCUGCAGAUUCGGCAUACACCCCCGAUACGUUAUACGCCGAGAUUCUCUCUGUGCGCGAUCGUUUCUCCGACCUUCUCGUUACCGCUAAAAUUUCCGGGGCCGGCUCCACCCGCCGCACGUUAAACACGAUCUAUAUGGCUGUCAGCAACUUCUACGCGCUCAUUCUCUUUCACCGGCAUCUACUUAGUCCCAGCCAGGCCCCGGCUGCACUUCACCGCCAGGCUCUUACGGGGAUUCUCGAAAACACACACAAGCAAUACGCCGUGGACCCCCGUCUCCUACGUCGAUUACACUGGCCCUUGUUGAUGGCACUAAUUGAGACCGAGGAUCCAAUUCAGCGCGACUGGCUGCGCCAGCGCUUGAUAGAAUUGCGUGGAUUUCACUCAGAGUAUCUUUGGGUCAACCAGAUCGCAGAAGAGGUGCUAGCUCGCCAGGAAGCGAGUCCUGCGGAGGGGAUUGAUCUGGGGGAAUUGCUGCGCAAUUUCCACGCCUAGUUCCUCUUCACUCUUUACCAUUCCGAUAUAUGUUACUCAUUGUAAUAACUAAACCAUAAAUCUUAUCU
Messenger RNA from Aspergillus aculeatus ATCC 16872, 1895 nucleotides. RefSeq names its product Zn(II)2Cys6 transcription factor. The record is from RefSeq and is a predicted model, not a curated record. Gene Ontology annotation, biological process: regulation of DNA-templated transcription. The coding region runs from base 1 to 1827 and encodes 608 amino acids. Gene Ontology annotation, molecular function: DNA-binding transcription factor activity, RNA polymerase II-specific; zinc ion binding. The transcript has 4 exons. Lineage: Eukaryota; Fungi; Ascomycota; Eurotiomycetes; Eurotiales; Aspergillaceae.